AACUACAUCUCCCUUGUUAGCCUCCUGCGAAGCUCUGCGCGACGAAGCGCAAGCGUUCCAGCUGUCAUGGGACUCUCCAAGACCAACAGGAUCAUCAUCCUGCUCGUCAUCGACACUGCAUUCUUUUUUUUGGAGUUGAUUACCGGUUAUGCCGUCCACUCGCUCGCUCUAGUCGCCGAUUCCUUUCAUAUGCUCAAUGAUGUCUUGUCCUUGUGUGUUGGACUGUGGGCCGUCAAGGUGGCGAACCGCGAAACUAAUUCGAAAAUGUAUACUUAUGGCUGGCAGCGGGCUGAAACGCUAGGUGCAUUGGUCAAUGGUGUUUUCUUGGUCGCCCUAUGCAUGUCGAUUUUUCUAGAGGCAACUCAGCGAUUGUUUGAGCCCCAGGAAGUGCAGAACCCCAAGCUAAUCUGCAUCGUUGGUUGCUUUGGCCUUCUCUCAAACAUCCUUGGCUUGGCCCUCUUUCAUGACCACGGCCAUGCUCAUGGUGGCCAUGGCCAUGAUCACGGUCACACCCAUGACGAAGACAUCGAGUCGGGUCAUGACGAUCACGAACAUAGCCACUCGGGCACAGAUCAUCAUACCAAUGGUAACAGCCACCUCGAGGCUCCUUCACAACAUGGUCUUCCACACGCAGCGACCGACCCCGCCUCUCCAUCUCGGAAGCGCCGUGGAGCAGACUCCCAAAGCCGUACCUCUCGACGAUACAGCACCUCCGGCCUGACCAGUGUCGAGGACAUCUACGUACAUCCCGCGACAAUGCGACAAGAUAUCAUUGCUGCCAGCCGGGGCUCCUUUGACAACGAGUCGUCCGACUCAGAUACCCGCGAUGACGAAACCCCUACUGAGCGCUCUGGCCUCCUCCACCAUCGGGACCGCGUCUCAAACUACACUGAUGAAGAUGGUGGUCCGUUGAAGGCCCCCAGCCACGUUGAGGAGGACUUGCACAAGCAUCACAAUCACGCCCAGCCCAAGCCCAAGGGUCAGAAGGGUGGUCAUAGCCAUGACCUGAACAUGCGCGGAGUUUUCCUCCACGUCAUGGGUGACGCCCUUGGCAACAUCGGUGUGAUCGCCUCUGCGUUGGUGAUCUGGUUAACAGACUACGAUUGGCGCUUUUACGUAGAUCCAGGUAUUUCUCUGGUCAUCACCCUCAUCAUUCUUGCCUCUGCGAUUCCUCUGUGUAAGGCCGCGUCGCGAAUCCUACUGCAGGCCGUGCCCGCGGGUUUGAGCAUCGACCAUAUCAAGGAAGACAUUGAAGGACUGCCGGGUAUCACUGGCUCACACCAUCUUCACGUGUGGCAGCUGAGCGACACAAAGGUCGUGGCCUCAAUUCACAUCCAGGUCGAUACGGAAAUCAAGGGUGAGGGAUCGGAGAGAUAUAUGCGUCUUGCCCGCCAAGUUCGACGGUGCCUCCACGCCUACGGUAUUCAUUCCUCGACCAUCCAGCCAGAGUUUGCCCCCGAAAGCGAUACCGAAGAUGGGCCGAACCCGAUCCAGGCAUCAUCGUCUCGGUCGGGUGCCGACGAGGUGAAUUCUAGCCAAGCUACUAGCCUGCGGGAUGGUGAUUCCCAGGCUUGUCUCCUCGAGUGCGAUGAUAAUUGUGCCCAAGGGGGUCAAUGCUGCCCCAAAAAGUGAAAUUCCAAGUUUUGUGUUUUUUCUUUUCC
Molecule: messenger RNA, 1661 nt
Organism: Penicillium pulvis
Lineage: Eukaryota; Fungi; Ascomycota; Eurotiomycetes; Eurotiales; Aspergillaceae
Product: cation diffusion facilitator family transporter
Exons: 4
Coding region: 67-1632 (521 amino acids)
Biological process (GO): zinc ion transmembrane transport; intracellular zinc ion homeostasis
Cellular component (GO): membrane
Molecular function (GO): zinc ion transmembrane transporter activity
Source: RefSeq, a predicted model, not a curated record